CCCGUUCCGAUGCCUUUGUUUGAUGUCAGUAUUCAAAUUACAAGAACCAAUAUCAAACAGGGAUAAUAUUCUGCGUUAUACCGACAAUUUACAAAAAUCAGUGUCGUUCCAUAUAGUGUUCAUAUCAUAUAAAGAAACCUAGGCAAGUUAAUGAAUGCUUAUCAAAAAGAACAAACCCUCACACCAGCUGCACACAGUACGCAACUAGUGCAAAGAAAAAUGGCGACAAUAGCUCUUGUAGUAGUCCUCAUCCACUUUGUUCUUGGUGUCUAUGGCUCAUCGUCAGACGACACUUGCAGAGAGAGGUUUGAUAAUCUGGAGAAACUAUUGCCAAACCUAAACGAAAAAUUAAAAAAAAACCAUCAAACGGACAACACCAAAUUAGACGCGAUGUUCAAAAUUAUUCAAGACGAAAAUAGUUACCUGAAAAGUAGACUGAAAUCUUUAGAAGAAAUUGUUCUUACCUCGAACCGCCGGACGGAGAAACUUGAAGCUAAAAUUGCAGAUUUACAAUCUUCGAACUGGUUUUUGAAAUCCAGAUUGAAAACAGCAAACACUGACUAUAGAUUCGAUGAGAAAUAUUCAAGUGCUUUACUUGGUAAUCUGAAAACGAAUGAUUCACGGAAAGAAAACACGACUACCGGACCAUAUACAACUAACGGCAAUGAGAUGAAGAUACAACGCCAAACGGCAAUGGUAAAACGCAAAAUUAGUCAGUUGGAGAAUACCGAGUAUAUCAAAAGAAAGACGUCUCCCGACAGAAUCCGGUCAACCUCAUUCCCAGACGGUGCUGCAUUUUCUGCAUAUGUGUCGGUCUAUGAAACGGACAUAUCUAAGGAUUUCACAAUUCACUUUGAUACCGUCGUAACAAACAUUGGCAACCAUUAUAACAAACAUACAGGAAUAUUCAUCGCGCCACAACACGGUGUUUACGUAUUUACAUGGAAUCUAUACUGUCACACUGGAGGAUACAUAUAUUCUCAGCUUGUUGUUAACUCUAAUGAAGUUGGGACUAUGUAUACAAGCGCGGAGGGUGCUACUGAUAUCAGAAGUGAUACAGGUAUUGUGGUUGUCGAGGUGAACCAGGGCGAUGUUGUUUUUGUUCGUACUCACCCUACAAUUGCUCACUCUGGAAAUCUCUGGAGUCACUCAGACUGGCGAUCAUCCUUUAAUGGCUGGAAACUGUACUGAGUAACAAUAAAAUGGAUUGUUUACAGCUAAAAUGAACUGGUGUCGCAGUAUAUGGAGAUGUUGGCCUUUUCAGAUGCAUGCAUUUAUAAGCGACAUCAUAUCAAAACUCAAACGAGAUCAGUAAUACAUGUAGUUUUCAAAUAUUUAUCAAUUAUCAUAUG
This is a messenger RNA of Magallana angulata, 1352 nucleotides long. RefSeq lists its product as uncharacterized. NCBI's taxonomy places the organism in Eukaryota, Metazoa, Mollusca, Bivalvia, Ostreida, Ostreidae. The transcript is spliced from 2 exons. Bases 151 to 1191 code for a protein of 346 amino acids. The record is from RefSeq and is a predicted model, not a curated record. Gene Ontology annotation, molecular function: protein binding.